Messenger RNA from Danaus chrysippus (African queen), 3255 nucleotides. The record is from the annotation of a GenBank genome assembly. Lineage: Eukaryota; Metazoa; Arthropoda; Insecta; Lepidoptera; Nymphalidae.
AUGUUGAAGAUCAUAAUCGUCGCUUCCAUACUAUCCACUGCUUUCUCAAAACAAUAUGCGUACAUCAACAAUAAUCUAGUGGAAUUUGAGGAUCCUACUUCUCUACCUUAUCCGUAUCAGGAACUUAAUCCUUUAAAUGUUUCACAACAAUCUAAGCCUGGAUACCAAAGUGUUGUCGGUUUAGCAGAGGUGGUACCUAAUGUCGGAACUGUAGCCGUUGUGGAAUCUCCGUUAAGUUUUCUUGGUUCUUUAGUAUUGGACACGAAUCGAGAUCAAAAAAUGGGUAAUUCAAAGAGUAAGAAGAUGAAAAUAACCCAAAGCGAUGGCCAACAGACAGAUGACAAUCGAGAACGCAUUAACACCAUCAAAACAGAAACAAAUGACGUGGAUUUAAAUAAGAAAAAUAUUGAAGGAGAUUCUAGUAACGAACAAAUAGAAGAAAAGAGUAAUGACAACGCCAGUAGUGCAUCUACAGUGGAGGUUUUAGAUGAUAACAACGCAGCAGCAAGAUCCAAGGGUGGCAAAAUGCCGAGUGAACCUAUCAAAUUGUAUUAUGUACCACCAUCACCACCUUGCCGAGCAGUUAUGAUGACAGCUCGGGCUCUUGGCAUAGACUUAGACCUGGUUCUCACCAACAUUAUGGAAGGACAACAUAUGACACCAGAGUUCCUCAAGAUGAAUCCUCAACAUACAGUUCCAACGAUGGACGACAGUGGUUUUAUUUUAUGGGAAAGCCGCGCUAUCAUGACUUAUUUGGCGAAUGCAUAUGGUCGUGACGACUCCCUUUAUCCAAAAAAUCCACGCUCAAGAGCGCUCGUAGAUCAGAGACUUAAUUUUGAUCUUGGGACUCUGUUUAAUCGGUUUUUUAAUUUAUAUGGUCGUAUGUUGUUCCACGGGGAAAAGUAUGAUGAUGAGGCAGCAAAGAAACUGAAAGAGGCAAUUGGUUGGAUGAAUACUAUGUUGGAUGGACGAGCAUUUGUUGCAGGCGAUAAUAUGACCUUAGCAGAUAUAUCAAUUAUUGUUACUUUCAGUAAUUUGGAGGCAUUAAUAUGCUUGGGAAUUGUGUCCAUUGGGAAGGGCAUGCAGUUUUCCAACAACCCGACCUCUGAAAUGUCUGCAGAUGAAAAAGGAGUGGCAUUCAAUAAGACAGAGCAGUCAAAUGAAAGUGGUUAUGAAGUGGAAGGUGACGUUGAAGAUAAAAAGUAUCUCGACGAAGCAAUGAAAACAGUCCUAGAUCCAAAUACAGUAAUACUUAAAGGCGAUGAGGUUGUCCAAAAUUUUAAAAGUCAAAUCGAUAACUUAGAACAUGGAAAUGUAUCAAUGGAAACAUUUAUGACAGAAAUGGAUAAAUUAAGUUUAGAGAUUUGCAAAACAUCACAGGAGUCGUUAUGGGAAUAUGUUACUGAUAUCAAUAGUGAAACGAAGAAGACUAGAAUGGUUAGGAUCGCAGCCGAAGAAGAUGAAAUAAAAAAGCAAUAUUGGACAAUAUUUAAGACAAAAUAUUUAAAAUCAGCCUACACCACAAAUGACGAAAAGUUAGCAAGAAAAGUUAGAAUCAUACGAGAUCGUGGAACUAAUGUUUUGAUGCCCCAAAGUAAGCAACGUGAAGAAAUUGACACAAUGCAGCGAAUUUGGAGCCGAGUGGCUGUGUGCGCCUACAAUAUUAGUAAUUGCAAUGCUGAGGAUUCGAUGCGCACAAUGAGCGAUAUCAUUACGAUAUUCAAAACAAGCAAUGAUACUAAAGAAUUGUCUUACUAUUGGAGAGCCUAUAGAGAUGCGACAGGAAAAAAGAUUAGACCGAUUUUUAAAGAUUAUGUAUUAAGGAUGAACAAAGUCGCAAUAUCUGAAGGUUUCAAUGACGCUGGUGACAUGUGGAGAUAUGCAUUUCAUGACUCCACUUUAGAAAUUAAACAAACCGUUGAAAGACUUUGGAACGAAAUAAAACCUAUAUACAAUCUUUUACAUAGGUUUGUAAGAAAACGAAUGGAAAUCUAUUACGAGGAAUUAAAAGGCGACAACAACAUAAUACCUGCGCAUGUUUUAGGUAACCUUUGGGCACAAGAAUGGCAAGCGAUUUAUCCCAAAGUAGCGCCCUAUCCAAAUAUAGAAAGGCCAACAGUUGUAAGCAAUGAAACUGUCAAUGCGAGGGACCUCUUUCACGCUGUAGACGAAUUUCAUCAAUCACUUGGUUUCGAAUCAGCUCAGGAUACCUUUCAGGAUAUAACGGAGUCUAUGUCCACGGUCAAUUGUUUACCAUCAAGUCAUGACAUGUGUGAUGGCACUCAUUAUAAAAUAAAAUGGUGUGGUGAGAAAAUUUCUGAUGUAACUAUAGGCUUAUCAAGAGCAGCGAGAUUAUUGGGACAUGUGCAAUAUUUUAAGCAUUAUCGUAAUCUAGAGCCUUUGUAUAGGGAUGGGCCAAAUCCAGCCUUUCACGAUGCAGUUUCUGAUAUCGUAGCUGUGCAAAUAACCUCGCCAAAUCACUUGGCUACCUUGAACUUCGUGAAGGUGGACACAACUGACAAUUCUACGAUAAACCACUUGCUUUGGUUGGCCUUAGAAAAAUUUCCACUCAUGGCAUACGCUUACGUCCUUGAUAAGUGGAGAUGGGAUGUGUUUUCUAAUAGUAGCAUGGAAAAUUUGAAUCAACAUUGGUGGGAUUUAAGAAUAAAAGAGACUGGCAUCUCAGCGCCAGUUCUUCGUAAUGAGAGUGAUUUGGAUCCUGCCGCUAAAUAUCAUGUUGUCUCUCAUGUCCAAUAUAUAACGUAUCUGAUAUCCCACAUACUAGAGUUUCAAAUAUUAUCAUCUCUAUGUAAGAAAGCGAAUCACACAGGACCUUUGCACGAGUGUUCCAUUUAUGGCGUGAAGGAAGCGGGAAAACUCUUGAGUGACGGAAUGUCAUUGGGUGCCAGCAAGGACUGGAGUAUCGUGUUAAAGACUAUGACAGGAGAAACAGAAUUAUCUACCAGUGGUAUUUUAGACUACUUCUCGCCUUUAAAGGAUUUCUUAAACGAGGAGAUUAGAAAAUUAGAAAGUCAUAAGGAUGAGGUAGACAGUAAUGCUCCCUUUGUUGUAGGCAUUAUCGUUGUUAUUUUGAUUAUACUUAUGUUCGUGCUGUAUUGUUUUAAAAAGAAAGAUAAAGUAAGACAAUUAUUUUCUCUAUGCGGUUUAAGUAAAAAUGGUUCUUUAGAUAUAGCCACACAAGAAAUACCGAGACGAAAACCUGACGCUGUGGUUGAGAGAGAAGAAAAAGUUUAA